Vanderwaltozyma polyspora DSM 70294 is the source of this 627-nucleotide messenger RNA. RefSeq names its product tRNA(Thr) (cytosine(32)-N(3))-methyltransferase (gene ABP140). The transcript has a single exon. NCBI's taxonomy places the organism in Eukaryota, Fungi, Ascomycota, Saccharomycetes, Saccharomycetales, Saccharomycetaceae. The record is from RefSeq and is a predicted model, not a curated record. Bases 1 to 627 code for a protein of 208 amino acids.
AUGGGUGUUGCUGACUUGAUCAAGAAAUUUGAAAAUAUUUCAGGUGAUACAGGGGGUAGCCCUGUGCCACGUACAGGUUCUGGUGGUAGUCUUCGUGAUGUUACCAUUGAAACUUCAUCCCAAACUGAAGAAAAGCAAUCUCCUGUCAAAGAGGAAUCUGUUUCAGCUGAACAAGCAGAACCCGUUGGAGAGGAAGAAGAGCCUGUUGUGGAGGAACCAAAUGUGGAGGAUGAACAUGUCACUGAAGAAAAAAUCGAAAUUGAAGAAACUCUGGUUGAAGAAACUGUAAUUGAAGAAACUGUAGUUGCAGAAGAGCCUGUUGUCGAAGAACCGGCUGGCCACGAGGAAACUACAAAUGAAGAUUCAAAUACUAUCGAACUUGUAGAAACAAAGAGUGCAUCAGAAGCUUUACCUGUAGAGGAAGAAAGUGCUGAACCUGUCGAAGCUGAAGAUGAAGCUGACACUGGGAAUCAAAAUGAAAAUGAUAUUGAAGAAGAAGAGGAAGAAGAACCAGAACCUGAGGCUGAGGGUGGUGAAGAUUCUGCUACUAAAAAGAAAAAAAAGAAGAAGAAAAAUAAGAAGAAGAAGAAGAAGGCCACUUCACCAUCAGAAGAGGCCAACAAUUAA